Cottoperca gobio is the source of this 3800-nucleotide messenger RNA. It is a transcript of the gene slc16a3a, whose product is annotated as solute carrier family 16 member 3a. The transcript is spliced from 6 exons. Bases 185 to 1741 code for a protein of 518 amino acids. Gene Ontology annotation, cellular component: basolateral plasma membrane. The record is from RefSeq and is a predicted model, not a curated record. Gene Ontology annotation, biological process: monocarboxylic acid transport; transmembrane transport. Gene Ontology annotation, molecular function: lactate:proton symporter activity. Lineage: Eukaryota; Metazoa; Chordata; Actinopteri; Perciformes; Bovichtidae.
GUAUGCAGACGUGCGGGGAGAAACGCAGCUCCGGUGCUGAAGCAGGAGGCUGGAGGAGGCACAGAGACUGAGACAGGAGGCUGGAGGAGGGACAGCUCUAAGAGACUGAGACAGGGGGCUGGAGGAGGGACAUCUCUCUGCAGCAUCAGCCGCUCCUCUUGUGUGCUUCCAUUAAAACAGCACUAUGGGAGGCGUGGACGUGGGUGCAGGGGGGGUGAAGGCUCCAGAUGGCGGGUGGGGCUGGGCGGUGCUGGCCGGCUGUUUUCUCAUCACAGGUUUUUCCUACGCUUUCCCUAAAGCCAUCAGUGUCUUUUUCAAAGAGCUCAUCAUCGAGUUUGGGGUCGGAUACAGCGACACUGCCUGGAUCUCCUCCAUACUGCUGGCCAUUCUCUAUGGCACAGGUCCUCUGUGCAGUGUGCUUGUGAACCGCUUCGGCUGUCGUCCUGUGAUGAUGGUGGGUGGCCUUUUUGCCUCUCUGGGAAUGAUCCUGGCCUCCUUCUCCACCAGCAUUAUCCACAUCUACCUCUCGACUGGGGUCAUUACAGGUUUGGGGUUAGCCCUAAACUUCCAACCAUCUCUCAUUAUGCUAAACCAAUACUUCAGUGAGAAGCGUCCUCUGGCCAAUGGACUGUCAGCAGCAGGAAGUCCUGUGGCCCUGUGCUGCCUCUCGCCCCUUGGCCAGUUUUUCCAGUACCAGUACGGAUGGAGGGGGGGCUUCCUCAUCUUGGGUGGCAUUCUACUCAACUGUUGUGUGUGUGGGGCCUUAAUGAGGCCUUUAGUUGCCCCCAAGAUUCUCAAGUCAAGUCUCAAGGAGCUGGAACAGGACAACGAAGAAGGAACAGAGAAGAAGAAGCCCAAAGCCAAACUGCUGGACUUCUCUGUGUUCAAAGACUGUGGCUUUCUCAUCUACACUGUGGCGGCGUCCAUCAUGGUGCUGGGGCUGUUUGUACCUCCAGUGUUUGUCGUGAGCUAUGCGAAGGAGCUGGGGAAUGAGGACACCAAAUCGGCACUGUUGCUCUCUAUCCUGGGCUUCAUUGACAUUUUUGCCCGGCCGACAUGUGGUGUGAUUGCCGGGCUAAAAUGGGUGCGGCCUCGUUGCGUCUACCUCUUAAGCUUUGCUCUGAUCUUCAAUGGAAUUACUGAUCUGGUUGGAUCACAGGCCAAGGACUAUGGAUCGCUGGUGGUAUUCUGCAUUUUCUUCGGCAUCUCCUACGGCAUGGUGGGUGCCCUGCAGUUUGAGGUUCUCAUGGCAAUAGUUGGUACUGAGAAGUUCUCCAGUGCCAUCGGCCUGGUCCUGCUCAUGGAGGCCAUUGCUGUGCUAGUGGGGCCGCCCUCUGCAGGCCGGCUUCUUGAUGCCACCCAUAACUACAUGUGGAUCUUCCUGCUGGCAGGAAGUGAGGUGGUCCUCUCAGCUGUGGUCCUGGCUACAUGUAACUUCCUGUUUAUCAGAAAAGACUCCUCAGAAUCAGCAGACACGCUUGAGAACAUCACAGUGACACAGGUGUGCAGCAAACCUCCAGACAUGAAUGACGAAGAGGAAAAAGGAGCAAGAGAGGAACAAGAGAAGGAGACAAAGAAGGAGGUGAUAAAAGCAUUAAAGGAGGAGGUGGAAGCAGACAAAGAGAAAGUAGAGGAGGCCAGGCCAGAGAGUGUAACAGUGGACUCACAGGAAGUGGAAAGGUUCUUGAAAGAGCCACAACAAAAUGGCGACAUGGCCAGCAGUCCUGAAACAUGCCUGUGAGCAUUCCUUUUUUUAAACUACCCAACAGCAGGAUGAAGUGAACUUUGAACACUGUUGGAUGCUUUCCUUAAAUUCAGCGUUUGACCUAGAUGUUCAUGCCUGUCUUCUUGGUGCCACUGCCAUAUGAAAUAAUAAGAGUUAUGUCAGCAAUAUUUCAUCACUAGAUGUUAAAAAUGUGGUGCAGCACUGCCUUGUGUAUACCCUACUGUUUGUAUCAAAAGUUAAAAGUUUUGUUUUGAUGUGGCCACCAGCAACUAAAGUUAAGGGAUAAUUUGACGUUAUUCUAUAUUCAUAGUGUCAACAGAUCCCAUGAAAAGACCUGACUACAGCUGGAAAUGAGCUUUUAGCUAUUUCUGGUGAAAUAAAUACAAAAUAAAACUUUAAAAAAAUAAACCAACAAUCAAUUUAUCCUACUAAAUGCCUGGUCACACUAAAAAGUGGAGCAGUCAGGCUCAUUCAUGUUCCUUGUGAAAAAGGUUGCGCUAACACCUGGUCGUGUCAAGAAGGUAGGGUAAACCUCAAUAUGCAAAACUUUGCAAAAACUCUUGCUAAACUUGCUGCCUGACGACCUAUCCUAACCUUAACCAUUUUGCAAGAGUUUCACAAUUCGAGGGUUAGCAUCUAGACACGACCCUAAAACCUUGGUGGCAUAGUGAGGACUAGCAUGCUAAACACUAACACUAGCCAGCCAGAACAUGCUAGCACUAGUCAGUCACAGUAGCUCUCUGUGCUAGUUAGCAUGCUUGCUAACUGUCAAUUAGCAAAGCAUGCCUCUGUUGUACUCUAGUAGAGCAGCGUCAGCAAUAAAUAAAUGUUGAUGAGCAUUAAGCUAUGAUAGCAGUCGAAAUGGUUUGUUGUAUUUCAAGAAGACUUCAGUACCAGGCUGUUUUAGGAAAUUACAACAUAAUUAAACAAAUAUAGUUUUAAAGAUUUACGUCUGCAGUAGGAACCAAUGGGUGUGGAGCUAAGAGCCACAUGCAGACAGUGUGGGGGCAUCAGAAAACAUUGAAUGUUGGAUUAACACGCAGUUAGUUUUGGUCUUUUUAUUGGAUUUGUUGGCAAUAAUGAAUAAGAAUAAGAAUGUUAGCAUCAAGCCAGCGCUAUCCUUUAAAUACAAAAGGCUGCUUUUUUUUCGUGUUAUAAGGACUGAGAACAGCUUACUUGUGUGAGAUGGAACACCUUUCUAUUAAUGCUUAAAAUGGUUAGUGUGUGCUGUGAAAACUACUUGUUGUCAUCAAAGUACAAACAUCUGUCCAGUUAAGGCAGACUUGAUGUUUGAGUGUUUGAGUGAGAAGUGGUUUGUGUUGUAUCGGUAUGUAAUGGUUGCUAAUAGUUUCUACGUUCAUAGGGUGUAAGUGUUUAAAGAUUGUUGCUGCUCUCAUGGUAGCUUUGUGAUUCCUCCUCAGAUUAUAAGCAGGGUUUUCAUCACCAUGUCCCAUAAGAUAUUUACAGUCUUUUAGAUGAAGUAUUUAAACUUUAGAGUUUGAGAUACAGUAAGGGAAACAUGUUUUUGUCUACACUGCCCUCACAGAGCAUGAAGUGAAGAGAAAGUUUCACUCUGUCCCUUAAGGCAAUACACUUGUCAUAGUACAAGCAGCCAUACAUGUAUCUCACUGUUAUUGUUGGUAAACUUGCAGGGAAACAGCUCAUGAUAUAACACAACAGCUGGUGAGUGAUGCAUCCAUCAGUAUCCAUGGUGAUGGAAGCCUUCUACAGUUUCGAAUAGCGAGUGGGGCUUGAAGUGUCACUCAGUUUCGUUAGGGGCCUUAAUAUCGUCAUUUUAUCAUUCAACAGAAAUACUAUACACCUGCAAUAGCUGCUAGUUGCUUCUUUUCAGAUGUUACAGAUUAUUUUAUUAUAAUGUAAGACCAUGCAUUCAGCUGAAUACCAAGCUCUCUUCUAGCUUUAUUUUGUUUAUAAAAGCGUGACUCACUGUGAUUUGAAUGUACAGUAUGUAUGUCUAUGUGUGAUAAAGCUGCAAACGGUGAAACAGUAAAGCUAACGCCUGAUAUAUAUUAAAGCAGCUGCUUUAACAAUAAAUAAAAUGUUAAGUCACUCA